Messenger RNA from Batrachochytrium dendrobatidis JAM81, 2214 nucleotides. RefSeq lists its product as uncharacterized. Lineage: Eukaryota; Fungi; Chytridiomycota; Chytridiomycetes; Rhizophydiales. The transcript has 4 exons. The record is from RefSeq and is a predicted model, not a curated record. The coding region runs from base 1 to 2214 and encodes 737 amino acids.
AUGAACACAGACGACCUAUUCCUCAACGUCCAAUAUGGCACACUUACUGCUGAAAUCGAUGUGACUGGAAUCAGUAGACUUGGUAAAUUAAAGAGUGCUAUCAAGUCUGAGUUCUACAGCACUCUUUCUCAAGUUGAUGCUCCCCAACUGCAACUAUACACUGACAGUAACAAGAGCCAACUAAUCAACACCUGGGCUUUAUUCAGCUCUCUUCCUCAAGAAUACUUUACUCAAGAUGGUUCUUGCAUUGUUAUUGGUGUUUCCCCUCCACCUCCAAGACAACCUACUCAAACUGACCUAGAUUCAGCAUCUGCUACAGCCUCGACCUCUCACUUACCAGCAGAGGAAGGCUCCUCUCGCAAACGACAACGUACCGAGCCUGAGCCUGAAAUCGAUGAUUUGACAGCCCAGUUCAAGUUGUUUGCAAACAGUCGGUUGGUCGAUGAAUGUAUUCAGUCUCAAGACCAAAAACUGCUCCCAUAUCCUCAAAACAAGAUCAACAAACUCUACGUCAGAAAGUGCUAUAAAGAUGUCUUUGAAUUGCUUCUGGCUCAAAUUGGUGAUAAGAAGGAAUCAUUUGCAAUAUCUGGGACGCCGGGCAUUGGAAAGUCGCUAUUCUUUGUCUACAUUUUGUACCGCCUGAUCAAGGGCUCUCGUAAGAAAACUCUGUCUCUAAAGCCAAACCGAAUUGUUUAUCAAGUGGGAUCUACGUACGAAUGCUUUGACUUGCAACAACAAUUCGUCGCCAGGACCACGAGGUUUGAUGCGGAGGAAUUGGUUAGGAAACAAGAUACAUUCUACGUUAUUGAUGGACGAACGUCUGAACCGCUUGUUUCGUCUUGUAUUGUCUUGUUCAUUUCAUCCCCCCGUUCGGAAUGGUACAAGGAAUUUGUGAAGCAGAAGAUGGCCAAGGAAUGGUAUUUUCCUGUUUGGACUUUGGACGAGUUACAGGCUUGUUGGCUCCACUGCUAUCCGGGUUUAAAAAUCGAAACUUUCAAUGAGAGAUAUCGCAUUUAUGGUGGUGUAGCUCGUUCUGUCUUUGAUACUUCAUCAGAUCCAAUCAAGAAAGCUUUGGCCGACGUUAAUGCAGUCAAAGGGACACAAAGCAUUGGAGAACUGACCAAAGCAUUUACGACAUCUCACACUUUGCUUCAUGUUAUUGUGUCAGACGACGGGAAGUACGAACUCUUGCAUCUUGAUAUCGCUUCAAAAUAUGUUGGAGAAAAACUCUGGCAACGUCAUUCUUCUCAAAUGAUUACCAAUAUACAGGUAAUGCUUGGUGCUCCAGACGAGAUUUCAAGAUAUUUUUUCGAGAUAUACGGACACAGGGUUUUUUGUACUGGUGGACAAACUCUCAAAUGCAGAUGCCUGGAAGAUGGUACAAUGACAGAUAUUACUUUGGAUACUCUCAAUGGCCAACGAACUACAUUUGGAAGAGAUACUAUCCCUACUGCUGCAGCACUUGAUGGCAACUAUUACGAACCGACAGAUGACGAUAAUUUUCCAGCAAUUGAUUCACUCAGUCAACAGGGAAUGUUUCAAUUUACAGUUGCUGCUGAACAUCCUAUUCGCGGAGUUGAUAUUCUUACAAAACUGUGCAAUUUGUAUGAUGAACCCAAACUCUACUUUGUGGUUCCUCCUCGCCGAUUUGAAGGGUUCGGGGAGCAGAGUUUUAAAGCAAAGAAAGGCACAGAGCAGGAUAUCACACCUGACAACUUUGAAUCGAAUUUAGCAGUGAUUAUAGGUGAAAACACCAAUCUAGCACAACAACAAUUUCAGACAAUUCCAGACAAUCCGAUUCUGAUUAGUUCUAAAACCAGAACUCACAUUGCAACCACAAACCAAAUGCGUUCAAUAUCAAUCACAAUCAUCAUGGACGAAUGUAUCAAAGUAUGUCGUCAACUUUUGAAUAUUUUAGCAGUCUUGCUUAAAACAAGUGGUAUCAUCCAGUGCACUACAUAUACUACUCAUGAAACACACAAACUUCAAAUAACUGCGCAACUAUUUGUUCAAACUCUGCUCCAAAUAUAUGUUGUUGUAUACAGCAAACCUGAUUUGAUAAAAGUGUUGCAAUUGACAUUUAUGUUUGUGGAUAACAAUAUUUUGGAAUCAACUCGUUCAAUUUGGAAAUCAAUUGGAUUUCUUGCAGAUAUCAAUAUCAAUGUCAGUUCAACUCAGUUGAUUGGAGUAGCACUCGAGUGCUUGCAGUAUUGA